Vespa velutina is the source of this 929-nucleotide messenger RNA. RefSeq names its product deoxynucleoside kinase-like (gene dnk). The record is from RefSeq and is a predicted model, not a curated record. The transcript is spliced from 4 exons. Gene Ontology annotation, biological process: nucleobase-containing compound metabolic process. Gene Ontology annotation, cellular component: mitochondrion; cytoplasm. Bases 174 to 851 code for a protein of 225 amino acids. Gene Ontology annotation, molecular function: deoxynucleoside kinase activity; ATP binding. NCBI's taxonomy places the organism in Eukaryota, Metazoa, Arthropoda, Insecta, Hymenoptera, Vespidae.
CAGAAACAUUCUUUGAGUACAUGGCUUUAUGAUAUUUUAUUACUCACCAUAAACUAUUCAUAAGCUUUUAUUAUACAAUAUGAAAAUAUUCGAUCUUGUUAAUAUGUAAUUAUUUGUAGAAGUAAAUAUUUAAGGUUCAUGAAGUCAAACGAAUUAUUAGUAUAUUAAGAAUAAUGUCUAGAACUCCUUGUAAGACUUACAAAAGACCAUUUACAGUUUGUGUAGAAGGUAAUAUUGGAUGUGGGAAAACUACCUUUUUAAAUCAUUUCAAAAGUUAUGAUAAUACAGUUGCUUUACAAGAACCAGUUGAAUUAUGGCGCGAUGUUGCAGGAGUAAACCUAUUAGAACUUAUGUAUAAGGAUCCAAAGCGUUAUGCUUUCAUAUUCCAAUCUAAUGUACAAUUAACAAUGCUUCAAUUGCAUACUUAUAAGACACAGUUACCUUACAAAGUCAUGGAGAGAUCAGUUUACUCUGCAAGGUUAUUUAUAGAAAAUAUGAAACGUAAUAAAAUAUUACAAGACGUUGAAGUUGUAGUAUUAGAAGAAUGGUUUGACUGGUGUAUAAAAAAUGCUAACAUAGAAACGGAUUUAAUAAUAUAUUUAAGAACCAGCCCAGAAAUUGUUUACCAAAGAAUGCGUAUAAGAGCUCGUAAGGAGGAAAAUUUGGUGUCAUUAGAAUACCUGAAACGUAUUCAUGAAAUACAUGAUGAAUGGCUACUAUACCAAAGCUUGUUCUCUUUGCCAGCACCAGUUAUUAUAUUAGAUGGAAAUAAGAGUAUUGAAGAGAUGGUAGUUGAAUUUGAAAAAUGCAAAAAUAAAAUUUUUACUCAACGAAAAGAAGGGGAAAGUUAAAUAAUAAGUGCAACUACCGCGCCCACAUGUUAAAAAAAGUAAAAACAGUAGAUAUAUAAAUAAAAUAUAAGUAUUCUA